This is a messenger RNA of Aricia agestis (brown argus), 1068 nucleotides long. It is a transcript of the gene Had1, whose product is annotated as lambda-crystallin homolog. The record is from RefSeq and is a predicted model, not a curated record. Gene Ontology annotation, molecular function: NAD+ binding; oxidoreductase activity, acting on the CH-OH group of donors, NAD or NADP as acceptor. The transcript is spliced from 6 exons. NCBI's taxonomy places the organism in Eukaryota, Metazoa, Arthropoda, Insecta, Lepidoptera, Lycaenidae. Gene Ontology annotation, biological process: fatty acid metabolic process. Bases 54 to 1019 code for a protein of 321 amino acids.
GCCGGCAUUCGCCGCUGGGACUCCGAGCGAGAAUAUCGUACCUAGAAAUUAAAAUGUCAAAACCAAAGUCGGAAAAAGUUGGAAUCGUGGGCAGUGGCCUCAUUGGAAGAUCAUGGGCAAUGUUGUUUGCUUCUGUGGGCUACCAGGUGACGAUAUUCGAUAUCAUACCGAAGCAAGUCUCCGAUGCCCUGGAAGAUAUCAAGAUUCAGCUUAAGACCUUGGAGAAAGAUGGUCUGUUGAGAGGCACAUUGUCAGCUGAUGAACAAUACAAAUGUAUUAAGGGAUCAUCAGACCUAGCUGACGCGGUGCGAGGAGCCAUCCUCGUACAGGAGUGUGUACCGGAGAGCUUGGAGCUGAAGAAAAAAGUGUUCAAGAACUUGGACGCCGUCGUCGACGACGUGACCAUCAUGUCCAGUUCCACCAGCACGACUUUGCCCUCACUGUUCUCCGAAGACAUGAAACACAAGUCCCAGGUGAUCGUAUCACACCCUGUUAAUCCUCCCUACUACGUUCCCCUGGUGGAGAUUGUGCCGGCUCCGUGGACGAAGCCAGAAGUGGCGAAGAAGACCCGAGAGAUCAUGUUGGAGAUCGGACAGGAGCCAGUAUCACUGUCGAAAGAAAUUGAUGGAUUCGUUUUGAAUCGUAUUCAGUACGCGAUACUGAACGAGGUGUGGCGCCUGGUCCGCGACAAGAUUGUGGCCGUCCAGGAUGUAGACAAGGUGAUCUCGGAAGGUCUGGGCAUGAGAUACGCGUUCUUGGGCUCGUUAGAGACGGCGCAUCUGAACGCUGAAGGCAUGGAGAGUUACAUUGAAAGAUACGGCAACACCAUAUACAGCGUGAGUGAGACCAUGGGAGCGAACCCUCAGAUGACCAAGUGCUCCAGCGCACCGAGCAUCUGCGACCAGCUGAACAAGAUGGUUCCUAUCGAUAGACUGCCUGAAAGACGUGCCUGGAGAGACGCGUGCCUCACUCGCCUGGCGUUGUUGAAGAAGGAAAUGAACCAGAAGUACAAGAAGUAGAAUCAGUAUAACCGUUGUUAAAAUUAUUGUUAUGAUUUAUGAAUAAAUU